Osmerus eperlanus (European smelt) is the source of this 3084-nucleotide messenger RNA. RefSeq names its product neuropilin 2a (gene nrp2a). Gene Ontology annotation, cellular component: axon; postsynaptic membrane; plasma membrane. The transcript has 16 exons. Gene Ontology annotation, biological process: axon guidance; vascular endothelial growth factor signaling pathway; angiogenesis. Gene Ontology annotation, molecular function: semaphorin receptor activity; vascular endothelial growth factor receptor activity. NCBI's taxonomy places the organism in Eukaryota, Metazoa, Chordata, Actinopteri, Osmeriformes, Osmeridae. The record is from RefSeq and is a predicted model, not a curated record. Bases 1 to 2649 code for a protein of 882 amino acids.
AUGACGAAGAGUAACUGCUUCAACCCUAUCUGUCCCCUCUGCUCACCGUCCCCCAGGUACGACUUCAUCGAGAUCCGCGAUGGCAAUUCGGACUCCGCUGACCUGGUCGGGAGACACUGCAGCAACAUCGCCCCGCCCGCCAUCAUCUCCUCAGGCUCCGCCCUCCACAUCAAGUUUGUGUCUGACUACGCCCACCAGGGAGCGGGCUUCUCGCUGCGCUACGAGAUCUUCAAGACAGGAUCGGAGUUCUGUUUCCGGAAUUUCACCAGUCCUUCCGGGGUGAUCGAGUCUCCGGGCUUCCCGGACAAGUACCCCCACAACCUGGAGUGUUCCUACAUCAUCAUGGCCCCGCCCCACAUGGACAUCACCCUGACCUUUCUGACCUUUGACCUGGAGAACGACCCCCUGCUGGUGGGAGUGGGAGAGGGCGACUGCAAGUACGACUGGCUGGACGUGUGGGAUGGACUUCCCCAAGUGGGCCCUCUGAUUGGUCGGUACUGUGGCACCAAGAUCCCUCCUGAGAUCCAAUCAUCGUCCGGUCUCCUGGCCUUGUCGUUCCGCACUGACAUGGCUGUGGCCAAGGAUGGCUUCUCUGCUCGCUACAACAUGACACACAAGGAAGUCACCGACACGUUCCACUGCAGCACAGCGUUUGGUCUGGAGUCUGGGAAGAUCUCGGACGAGCAGAUCUCGGCCUCCUCCUCCUUCUACGACGGCCGCUGGUCUCCUCGCCAGGCUCGCCUCAACAACAUGGACAACGCCUGGACCCCCAGCGAAGACAGCAACAAGGAGUUCAUCCAGGUGGACCUUCACUUCCUCAAGGUCCUGACGGGCAUCGCCACCCAAGGCGCCGUUUCCAAGGAGACCACAAAGUCGUACUACGUCACCACGUUCAAGCUGGAGGUCAGCACCAACGGCGAGGACUGGAUGACCUACCGCCACGGGAAGAACCCCAAGGUGUUCCAUGCUAACACAGACCCAUCGGAGGUGGUUCUGAACCGCGUGCCCCAGCCUGUCCUCGCCCGCUUCGUCCGUGUCCGGCCCCAGACCUGGAGGAACGGCAUCGCCCUGCGCUUCGAGCUCUACGGCUGCCAGAUCACAGAUGCUCCAUGUUCAGAGAUGCAGGGCCUCCUCUCCGGCCUGCUCCCAGACGCCCAGAUCUCGGCCUCGUCUGUCCGGGACAUGAUGUGGUCUCCCGGGGCAGCCCGUCUGGUGGCCAGCCGCUCCGGCUGGUUCCCCGCCCCCGAGCAGCCCCUGGCCGGGGAGGAGUGGCUCCAGGUGGACCUGGGGGUCCCCAGGACGGUGCGGGGCGUGAUCACCCAGGGGGCGCGGGGUGGAGAGACGGGGGCGGGCAGCACCGACAACCGGGCCUUCGUUCGGAAGUACCGCGUGGCUCACAGCCUGGACGGGAAGGAUUGGGGCUUCAUCAUGGACAGCAAGACCAGUCUGCCUAAGGUGUUUGAGGGGAACACCCACUAUGACACUCCGGAGCUGCGGCGCUUUGAGGAGACCGUGGCCCAGCUGGUCAGGUUCUACCCCGAGAGGUGGUCUCCUGCUGGCAUCGGGAUGAGGGUAGAAGUCCUCGGCUGUGACCUGCCAGAAACCAGCACUCUGGCUGACACGGCCACGCCCACGGUGUCUGUCCACAUGAACGCCAGCACGGCCACAGUAGCCAGCUCCUCGCCUUCGAUGGGAGGGCUCUGUGACUUUGACAAGGGUCUGUGUGGAUGGACCCAUGACCCCAGCGCCCCUCUGCACUGGUCUCUCCACGUCAGCUCCAGAACCCCAGCACAGGGCAGCAGCCUGGACCUCACUCUCCCCACCAUGGACCCGAGCAGCUACCUGUACAUCGAGGCCAGCCCUAAGACGGAGCAGCAGCGAGCCAGGAUCCUGAGCCCCACGGUGGGGGCCGACACCGGGCCCCUCUGCCUGCUCUUCUCCUACCAGCUGUGGGGGGAGGCCCAGGGCAACUUGAGGGUGCUGCUCCGCGAUGCCCACCAAGAGGAGACCCUCCUGUGGACCCUGAGGGGCGACCAGGGCCCCGUGUGGAAGGAGGGCCGCACCAUCCUGCCUCGCUCCCCCAAAGAGUUCCAGGUGGUGAUGGAGGGGUACUUUGACCGCGGCACCACAGGUCACAUCUGGAUAGACAACAUCCACAUGGGUUCUGAAACGCGGCUGGAGGAGUGCACACAGCCCUUCAGUGCCUUCCCUCCUGAUAUGACAGAUCAGAGACCAGUGGACUUUGGAGUGCACCGUCUUUUCAACAACCGGGGUCAACUUGACGGAGGUACGACCCAAUCACACACUCCUUGGCUUCCCAGACAGCCUCUUGUCAUCCCUUCAUUCACUAACAUUGAGUCGUGGAGCACCGUCUCGCCCUCGUCAGACCCUCCGGUGACCCGCACAUCGGAGAAGGACAACUCAUGGCUGUACACGCUGGACCCCAUCCUGGUCACCAUCAUCGUCAUGAGCUCGCUGGGCGUGCUACUGGGCGCAGUGUGCGCCGGCCUGCUGCUCUACUGCACGUGCUCCUACAGCGGCCUGUCGUCACGCAGCUCAACCACGCUGGAGAACUACAACUUUGAGCUGUACGACGGCCUCAAGCACAAGGUCAAGAUCAACCAGCAGCGGUGCUGUACCGAGGCCUGAGGAGAACGAGGGGGAGGAGGAGGAAGAAGAAGAGGUGGAAGAAGAGGAAGAAAGAGAGAGAGAGAGAGAGAGAGAGAGAGAGAGAGAGAGAGAGAGAGAGAGAGAGAGAGAGGCAGCCAUUUUACCAUCCUCACUAUCGUCUCUAUUCUCUUUGCUUCGUUUGGCCCCUAGCAACCCUUUUGAACCCUGAGGGAAAGAACAUACCAUCCUGAUAGGGGUAAGCAUGGAGGAAAACACAUUGUCAGCCCCAUCAUGAGAACCCCCAUCCCCCCUAUUUUUCUCAAAGUUGUGCUGGCCAGGGUUGGGUUUAGUGGACUAGUGCCAAUGAUCGAGGGACUGGUCUCUGUUGUGGACCUUUCCAUUGCCAGGGGUGCUAGGCCCCUAAAAGAAAUAUUAACACAUAUCUGUUCCAAAUACCUAAUACUCCACGAGAGA